AGUCAAUUGUGUAUGGUUGCGUGUGUGCGGAUUGCACUGCCGCUUCAAGCAGCAGUUUUAUUUACUAAUUAGAGUGCCGAUGUGCGGUAGGAAGUGUUAAAUGUACGUGGAAAAUGUCGAAUCCGGGCGGUAGCAGGAGGAAUGGGGCCAUGAAGAUUCGUUUAACGAUUUUAUGUGCCCGUAAUCUUGCCAGAAAAGAUCUGUUUCGCUUACCAGAUCCUUUUGCUAAGAUAACUGUUGACGGUUCUGGUCAAUGUCACAGUACCCAUACAUGCAAAGCAACUUUAGAUCCCAUGUGGAAUCAACAUUACGACUUAUACAUUGGAAAGGAUGAUGGAAUAACUAUAUCAGUUUGGAAUCAUAAAAAAAUUCAUAAAAAGAAAGGUGGAGGUUUUCUAGGAUGUGUUCGAAUAUUGUCUAACACGAUUCAAAGGCUGAAGGACACAGGAUAUCAACGAUUAGAUCUUUGUAAAGCGCACUCAGAUGAUACGGACGUUGUUAAAGGAGAAGUUGUUGUGUCUCUUUUAUCACGAGAUGGUCAUAAUGGUGCCGUAAGCAAUACCGUAGGUCAUAAUGCUGUUGUUGACGUUCUUGGAGACCUAAGUUGUCCAACUGAUUUACCAGAUGGUUGGGAAGAAAGGAGAACUCAGAGUGGGCGACUUUAUUAUGUUAAUCAUUACACUAGAACCACACAGUGGAUUCGUCCAAAUACUCGACCUAAUAAUAGUAUUAUAUCAACAACACCUGAACCACCGCCGUUACCUUCUUCUGAGCCCACUUCACCUAGCGGAAGUGGGAGCCCUUCUAAUUUAAGAACUGAAAGUCCUACCAGAUGUACACCUGAAUGGAAUGGAGAUGGAACUCCUAGUAGAACACCUAGUAGGGAUAGUUCUACUCCAAACACGCCAAGGAAUACACCAACUCAGCAACCAAAUAGGAAUCAACAAAAUCAACACAACACGAGAAAUGCAACACCAGCAUCGUCAAGGGAACGGCGGCCGGUUAGAGCAAAUGAUGAACAAAAUGGUAAUCAGAAUGGAAAUGUGAGGCCAGAUCGUGGCGUUAACAAUGGUCAAUUACGAAGGCCUAAUCGAAAUAACAGGAAUAGGAAUAGUGUAAUGGUAAAUAAUGAAAGGAGGUUCGAUCCUCCGCAACCACCAGAUUUACCAAGAGGUUAUGAAAUGAGAAAAACACAACAAGGACAGGUGUACUUUUAUCAUGUACCUACUGGCUCCUCUACAUGGCAUGAUCCUAGAAUACCUCGUGAUUUACCGGCAAAUGAGUUAGCUAACGAACUAGGACCGUUACCUAGUGGAUGGGAAAUGCGACAAACUCAAAGCGGUCGAGUUUAUUUUGUGGAUCACAAUAACAGAACUACACAAUUUACUGAUCCUAGAUUGUCAAGUCAAAUUAUAAGUAAUAUAUUAAAUAGACGACAAAAUAGUACAACCAAUCAAACAACAAGUAGUUCAAAUAAUCCAACUCCGCCUGCAAAUGAACCUGCAGAAACGGAAACUCCUUUAUCACCAAAUGUUCAAUGCACUACAGUUCAACCAAGGCCCAGGGCAGAAAAUGGCAGUAAUAAUAAUUCUUCACCAGUUGAAAAUACAUCAGUUCAAAACGCUCAGACAGUAUCAGAAUUACCUAAAGAAUUAAUGGACAAUGAACUUUUGCCAAAAUACAAACGAGAUUUAGUGGCAAAAUUAAAAUGUUUAAGAGCAGAAUUAAAUACUCUCCAGCCUCAAAGUGGUCAUUGUAGGCUCGAAGUAUCGAGAAACGAAAUAUUUGAAGAGUCAUAUAGAUUGAUAAUGAAGAUGCGGCCAAAAGAUAUGCGUAAAAGACUUAUGGUUAAAUUUCGUGGAGAAGAGGGUCUCGACUACGGUGGAGUAGCACGAGAGUGGUUAUACUUAUUAUCGCACGAAAUGUUAAAUCCACAAUAUGGACUAUUUCAAUAUUCAAGAGACGACAAUUAUACGCUUCAGAUUAAUCCAGAUUCAGGAAUAAAUCCGGAGCAUCUGUCUUACUUUCAUUUUGCUGGCAGGAUAAUAGGAAUUGCUGUUUUUCACGGUCAUCACAUAGAUGGUGGUUUUACAACCCCGUUCUAUAAAAUGUUGCUUAAUAAAGCAAUUACUCUUACUGAUAUAGAAGGUGUUGACCCAGAAUUACAUAGAAGUCUUACAUGGAUGUUGGAGAAUAGUAUAGAUGGAGUAUUGGACGCUACAUUUUCAGUGGAACAUAGUAGCUUCGGAAUGUUAAAAAAUCAUGAACUGAAACCCGGUGGUAAAGACAUUCCUGUAACUGAAGAAAAUAAAAAAGAAUAUGUCCGUUUGUAUGUUAAUUAUCGUUUUAUGCGAGGAAUUGAGCAACAAUUUCUAGCAUUACAAAAGGGAUUCCAUGAAUUAAUUCCACCUCAACUGUUAAGACCAUUCGAUGAAAGGGAAUUAGAGUUAGUUAUAGGUGGUUUAGGAACUAUUGACAUUAAUGAUUGGAAAAUGCAUACACGAUUAAAACAUUGUACCCCCGAUACGCCAGUAGUAAAAUGGUUUUGGCAAAUAGUGGAAUCCUAUGGAGAAGAAAUGAGGGCUCGAUUACUUCAGUUUGUUACUGGAAGUUCAAGAGUUCCAUUACAAGGUUUUAAAGCUUUACAAGGAUCAACAGGAGCCGCGGGCCCUCGUUUAUUUACAAUUCAUGCUGUCGAUGCGCCGAGUGAAAAUUUACCGAAAGCGCAUACCUGUUUUAAUCGAAUAGAUAUUCCAGAAAGUUAUCCGAGUUAUCAGAAAAUGCUUGAUAAACUUACACAAGCGGUUGAGGAAACCUGUGGUUUUGCUGUUGAAUAAUAGGUAAAAUGCAUAAAUUCAUUUUACUUAUAUAAUUUGUGUUAUAAAAUCACUGAAGUUACGGGUUUUCAUAGCAGGAAAUACUUAUCGACCGUAUUUACUGUCGUUAAAUUAAAUAUUAAUUUUUAAAGUAGCAGGAGAUGUUAUCUGAAAAGAAUAUGAAAAGAGUUAGUAUUAUAAAAUGAAAAUGUUAAUACAUGAAACGUUAAAGAAAAUUGUGACAAAUGUUUUUGUACAAAUGUCCAAAUGGCCUUGAUGGUUCUAAUGACUUCUAAAUGAUUGUCGAUUGGUACAUGUAUGUAUAUGAACACCUUUGUGAUUUCCACACUUCGUCCAUAAAAAUUUAAAUCAAUGGUUCCUCAGAAAUUUUGAUUAUAUUGGUCUUUAAUUAAUUUAGUCUUCAGUGACUAAUAGACAUACACAAAUAUUGCAAUUUCGCUGAGGUAAAUAUUUCAACUGAUCUAAAGUUUGAUUUUAUUUACAUGAAUUACAUUUUCCAUCAUACACCUAGGAUCAAUAAUUUACUUAUCAUAAGAUCACCAUCGAAGAAUUAGCUGCAUUGUUUUCAAGAUAUAACGACAAAUAUAAAAAUCAUGCAUGCACAAAAUAUGUACAGAAAAUGAAUUCUUUCACAUAUUGAUAAACACUCAUCAGUAAUUAGAUACGCUCAUGUUAGUAUUUUAUAUUAAAUAAAAAUAUUAAAAGAAAAAAAAUUAUUUACUUAAGAAUCUCAAAAUAUUCAAGUAUUUUCUAUACAAAAUUUUAAAAAUUAAUUUCUUGUAGUAGGACAAUGUGUUUGAUUUUUGAAAGCUUUCAAUUUCUUUUCAGUUAAGUGUAAUAAUAAUAUGCACAGUUUAUUAAUAAUUUCAUAUUAACAACUUUCAGAUAAUAGAGUUUAGUGACAGACUAAGGAUAUAUGUAUAUUCAAAUUCACGCUAUAUAUAAUCAAAUAUCGGUUACAAAACAGUACUGGAAUCCAAUAUUUUACUAUGUAUUGUUUGAAAUUGGUUAUGAUGGAGAUGGAGAAAUUAAAAACUUGUACAUACAUUACAGAUUUAGACGCAAGUGUUAAGUUUUUUAUUGUGAAUGUUUUAAAGAUUAAAUAGAAAUAGAUUCUGAACACAUUUCAACCUCUUAAUUUUUUUAAGGAAUGUAAAUUUUACUAAAUGUUUUCAAUAUAGACUUCGUAAAGAAGUAUUGAUUUGAAUUAUGUUAAUUAAAAUUUAAACCAAUUUAUAGAAGAACAUAAGUUUCAGUAUUAAAAUUAUUUUUAUUAAUACAUAUAAACACUUGCGUAUGGCCUCUGUAAUGAAAUCGGGAAAUUUUGUUAUUGUUAUGUAACUAAUAUUGUCCAACCGUUGUUGCUUGCUUAGCAGCUAGUAGCACCCGAAUGUGUUAGUAAAAUGUAAAUAGUACAGUUUAAUACAAAAUUAAUAACACGAGCGUAUAAUGUGCGAGUUAUAUAAUUAAGCUCGGCACAAUAAACAUGCAUCGGUUCUAGUGUAGACUGAAUCCGUGAAUCCUGUACAUUAGCUUUAAUUUAAAAUCGAACAUAUGUAUAUUUAAGGAAAGGGUUUAUCCGACAAAUUUAUGUAAAGUUAAAAAAGAGUUUUGCUCGAAUCAACCCUUUUAAAAAUUUCUGAAAUGAUCUAUACUUUACUAAUUUCGAAUUUGCUAUGACAAAACUUUUAGUAAAGUAUGGACACUUAUUUAUCGCACGAAUCUUUCGUUUAGUCUGUAACAUUUACUUUUAUUGUAAAAAUAGCUAAUAGCACGAAUCAUCAUUUCGUAUUAUUAUUAUUAUAUUAUUGUAUUUUAUUCUGCACAUAACUGUGAUCACACAUAUCGUGAAAAGAGAAGAUAUAGUGGGAGAUACUUAUCACAAAUUUGUUUUACAUUCAUCUUUUAAUAACAAACCAUUAUGUUUGUGUUUGUUUCGAUUAUUGUUUUUCUAAUGAGAUGUUGUAUUUAAUGUUUUCGUAUGUAAAAGUAUCACCCGUUUUCGGUUUUGAAAUACGGUCUGAUUACUUUGCCUUCAUAAUUCUGAAAAUUCUAUUUGCAGUGCUAACACUGUUAUGAAGAUAAAUAAUUAUUAUUUAUGUUUUGCGUGAUAUAAUACUAACGAAGCAAUCAUUCGAUUUUUAUACGAAAACGAGUGCAAUCAGUAACAGUAAUUAUGCAUUCGUAAAAUGUUACAACAGUAUUAAAUGAAAUUUAUCGAAUGAUGUUGCUGAUUUAAAAUUAUUUAAUUGUACCAGGAUGUUAUUUUUCAUAUUAAUAUUUUAACACUUUGUUAAAAUUUUUCUAAUAAGACUUUAAUCGCGAUAUUUUAAAGUCUCUGUCAAUUUUUCUUAGAAUGUAGAAAUAUUUUUAAACAUACGUUAUUGAAAAAACAGAUUGAGGAUCUCCCACUAUUCUGUUAUAUUUUAAACUUUUUUUAAUGUCACAUCUGAGAGGAAUAAAGGCCUUAUUAGUGCCUUGGAGUUGAUGUCAAUGAAAAAAGGACAAACAUUUUAUGCCCGUCAUAUUUUGGAAUAAAAAUAAUAUUGCACAUCAUUUUAAGAGAAAAUCUCAUUAAUUAAAAUACCUAAAAAUUGUCGCGGAAUAGAUUUUAUGAAUGUAUGUAUAGGUUAUUAUAAGAUAAAUUACUCUUUAAUCGAAAAACAUAUAAUUAGGUCACCAUUCAGGUAAAUGUUGUCAAGGAAGUUUUAAAACAUUCAGAUUUAUAAAUAUUUCACAAGUAUCCGAAUUAUUCUCUAAUUAUAUCUUGCAGUUAAAUAAAAAAAAAAAUAAAACGUGAGGAAAAUAAUAUCCAUAAAUAUUUUAUAAGCCAAUUGAUUUAAAAACUUCUAACACAGUGAAUAAUAAGUAUUUUAAGAAGAAAAGCUUUAGUGUUUUUAUAUGUAUUACAUGUAUAAGUAAUUAGAGAAAACUGAAUCUGUAUUUAUUAUAACAUGUAAAAUAAUUAAUAUGAACAAAGAGAAAUACUACUUUCAACGGUUUAUUACUAUGUGCAAUUAAAUUUGGCUCAUUCGAGGAUUGUAAUAAGGAUGAAUUUUUAUCUGUCUGAUUGUGACAAAUUGGGCGAAAGAUAAUAAUAUAUCAAUCAUUAAAUUAAAGUACAAAAGAUGCAAAAUCAGAAUUUCAGUUAACACAUAUCAUGUACAGCGACUCUUAUUACAUUUUCCAAUUUACAAAUUUAAAAUAUAAUUUUAAUUAUUAAUUAAUUACGGGUAUAGAUGCUCUCUUGAAUUGUAUAAACUUUCGAACAUUAACGAUCGAAGUUCGUUAACGUAUAUGGUGAUGAGAUUUCGAAUUCCACGUUUAUAAGUACAUUGUAUACUGAACUCGGCAAUAAUAAAAUCUAUUAUAUCCAAUAGCAAGAUAUUUUACUAAUAUUUAUCGAUGUGAAUAAAAGAAAGCAUUUAAAAGAAGUUGGAAGCAACUCCAAUAUAUUAAUAAUAAAAGCUCGUUUGUUUAAGAACAUUCACAUGGAUCUUCAAAAAACCUUAUGUCAAGCUAUGUGUGAAAGUUAAAAAAUACGAAUGCGUUCAGGACACCACAUUUUAUUAUUCCUAUUAUUAUUAUUAUCACUAUUAUUAUUACUACUACUACUAUUAUAUUAAUGUAACCGUUGUUAUUAUCAUUAUUGCGCAGGACUUUCGAAACACAAUUGUAUAUAUAUCUUUUCCUUUUGUAUUUUGGAUGAAAUGUAUAUUUUAAUAAAAUAUCCAAAGUAUACAUUU
Molecule: messenger RNA, 6583 nt
Organism: Megachile rotundata (alfalfa leafcutting bee)
Lineage: Eukaryota; Metazoa; Arthropoda; Insecta; Hymenoptera; Megachilidae
Gene: Smurf
Product: SMAD specific E3 ubiquitin protein ligase
Biological process (GO): proteasome-mediated ubiquitin-dependent protein catabolic process; protein ubiquitination; negative regulation of BMP signaling pathway
Cellular component (GO): cytoplasm
Molecular function (GO): ubiquitin protein ligase activity; protein binding
Source: RefSeq, a predicted model, not a curated record